AUGGCAUUUAAAACAUUCUGUGCGCAAAUUUGUUCUCAAAAUUCAAAUUGCUUUUCAUUUUUCUUCAAUAUCCAGACAUAUGCUUGUGAUCUUCAUUAUACAGUGUAUACAGACGCAACGCCUUCAACAACUUCGGUUGCGACGAGGUAUUACAUCAGUCAAGAAAGAGAAAUAACAACAACGACCAUACCGACGACUACCACUGCUGUUCCGACUACUACCACCACUGUUCCGACUACUACAACCUUACCAACGACAACCUUACCAACGACUACAGUUGUUCCGUGUCCUGGAACGUAUGUGAAUGAAGGAGACUUUUGUUUUCAGAUAUUUAACACGGCCAAAUCGUGGAAUGCAGCUCGUCUUGUAUGCCAAAGUGAAACAAAUGGGGAUUUAUUAGUUAUCGACACUAUGAGCAAACAACAGUUCUUCAAUACGUAUAUGAAAAAUAAUGGCUAUAUGAAUUCGUAUCAUUUUGGUAUUCACCACAUUUAUACCAAUGGAAACUUUGUCCUCGUAGAUGGCAGAAAUCAAGCUACCUCAAGUUUUACUUAUUGGGCUAGUGGUGAACCGAAUAAUUUGGAUGGACCAGACCUUUGUGGUUUUCUCCAGUGGAAAGCGUCUAAUACACAAUUACGCUGGAAUGACGGGUCCUGUUCCUAUGCGGACAAAUAUGUAUGUGAAGUGAAAACUGGAUGA
Messenger RNA from Lottia gigantea (owl limpet), 699 nucleotides. RefSeq lists its product as hypothetical. Gene Ontology annotation, molecular function: signaling receptor activity. The transcript has 3 exons. The record is from RefSeq and is a predicted model, not a curated record. The coding region runs from base 1 to 699 and encodes 232 amino acids. NCBI's taxonomy places the organism in Eukaryota, Metazoa, Mollusca, Gastropoda, Lottiidae.